Molecule: messenger RNA, 354 nt
Organism: Parnassius apollo (apollo)
Lineage: Eukaryota; Metazoa; Arthropoda; Insecta; Lepidoptera; Papilionidae
Source: the annotation of a GenBank genome assembly
AUGGACGCUCAAAUUGUUUAUUGGCUAGAGGAAAUGUCUGAUUUUGAAAAUGCUAGUUCACAGUUUGUCAGCGAAAAUGUGUUAGAAGGUAGUCGAUCUAGUUAUCAUAGUGAUCAUAAUACGGACACAGAACAUUCAGCAGACAACGACGAUACUGACAAGCAAGUACCAUCUCCAAUUACUGUGCCCUCUGAAAUACAAACUAUUCGACGCCAACGAACAUAUACUACAGAGAGAAGCCUUAGUCGAUAUCGGCGUCACAAACGUACAAUACAACCUCGUGAUAAACCUUCGACACGUUCUUCCAGUGAUGAUGAUGAACUAUUAACAAAGUUCUCAACGACGAUCUACUAG